AUGGAGUCCGCCGUGGACUCAGCGUCGACCGCGAGCGAAGUGAGCGGCUCCUCCGGGGGCUCGCCCCGGGUGAAGGCAGCGUCGCCGGCGCGCGCGCUCAGCCCGCCGCAGCUGCUGGCGCCGAGACUGCCGCUGCCGCCGCCAGGCCUCGGCCUGCUGGGUUCUCUGCAGAUGAUGCACCACUCGCCGCUCGAGCUCAUGGCGGCCGCCCACCACCAUGGGCCCCCACGUUACGGCAGCCCGCCACCCAUCUCCACUUCUGACCCCUCAGCCAACGAGUGCAAGCUGGUGGACUACCGCGGACAGAAGGUGGCCGCCUUCAUCAUCCAGGGAGACACCAUGCUGUGCCUGCCUCAGGCUUUCGAACUGUUUCUGAAGCACCUAGUGGGCGGGUUGCACACAGUGUACACGAAGCUAAAAAGACUGGACAUAGUGCCGCUGGUGUGCAAUGUGGAACAGGUGCGCAUCCUGCGGGGGCUGGGCGCCAUCCAGCCGGGCGUGAACCGCUGCAAGCUGCUGUCGUGCAAGGACUUCGACGUGCUGUACCGGGACUGCACCACGGCAAGGUACGUUCACACACCUCCACCCAGUCUCUGUGCCCCCUGUUGUCACAUGUGUCCGCCCGCCUCUGACUGGCCACUGCCAGCUCCACUGCCCGCUAGGAAGGUAGGUAUAGCCUCCGUGUCUUCUACUUUGUUUUAG
Spodoptera littoralis (African cotton leafworm) is the source of this 702-nucleotide messenger RNA. Lineage: Eukaryota; Metazoa; Arthropoda; Insecta; Lepidoptera; Noctuidae. The record is from the annotation of a GenBank genome assembly.